Molecule: messenger RNA, 636 nt
Organism: Solanum tuberosum (potato)
Lineage: Eukaryota; Viridiplantae; Streptophyta; Magnoliopsida; Solanales; Solanaceae
Product: serine hydroxymethyltransferase 3, chloroplastic-like
Exons: 1
Coding region: 1-636 (211 amino acids)
Biological process (GO): tetrahydrofolate metabolic process
Cellular component (GO): mitochondrion; cytoplasm
Molecular function (GO): glycine hydroxymethyltransferase activity; pyridoxal phosphate binding
Source: RefSeq, a predicted model, not a curated record
AUGGAGGCUUGUAGCAGAGCUGCAGUGGUGGGUUCUUCUCUUCAGCAAUCUGUUUGGGUUAAGGGAUCAACUUUCCCUUUAAAGGGUGAAGUGAAACUUAAUAGGGUCAAAUUAUGGUCUGUUAAGCCUUGCAAAGCCUCUCAACUUGAAGGGAGCUUGGUUUCAAGAAGGCCUCCUUCUUCAGUUUCUGUUCCUAUCCCAGAAAUGGAAAGUGCUGGGAACAACUUUAUAGAUUAUGGAUUGGGUGAAGCUGAUCCUGAAGUUCGUGGUAUUAUUGACAAAGAGAAGGAACGUCAAUUUCGAAGCUUAGAGCUUAUUGCCUCUGAGAAUUUCACAUCUCGAGCAGUGAUGGAGGCAGUUGGUUCUUGCCUUACAAACAAAUACUCCGAAGGACUACCAGGCAAAAGAUAUUAUGGUGGAAACGAGUACAUUGAUGAGUUAGAAAUACUUUGUCAAGAGAGGGCUUUGGCAACUUUUAGCUUAGAUGGAAAACAGUGGGGUAUCAAUGUUCAACCCCUACCUGGUUCUCCAGCAAAUUUUGAAGUCUACACAGCAGUUCUCAAUCCACAUGACCGGAUUAUGGGAUUGGACUUGCCUCAUGGGGGGUCAUUUGUCCCAUGGAUUUAUGACUCCUAA